GUUGAAUGGUGGGAUCGAGCAGAAAUGUACCGCGCCAUGCGAGCCCAGCUUAGCUUGCACUCCCUCGCCUCUCGGUCAGGGCCCGACCAAGGGACUUGGCGUUUAACCCAUCGCUCGCCCCGCCCCUGACUUUCGAUCUACCGAUAUCCUACGAAUAACUUACUACAGUAGCCUCAACCUGACAUGCAUCAAACCUUUGAUGACUUGGACGGGCGAGGUUUACUUCCUUCACAGCCACCAAAAG
Molecule: messenger RNA, 244 nt
Organism: Pyricularia grisea
Lineage: Eukaryota; Fungi; Ascomycota; Sordariomycetes; Magnaporthales; Pyriculariaceae
Exons: 2
Coding region: 25-129 (34 amino acids)
Source: RefSeq, a predicted model, not a curated record